This is a messenger RNA of Phycomyces blakesleeanus NRRL 1555(-), 436 nucleotides long. RefSeq lists its product as hypothetical. Gene Ontology annotation, cellular component: ribosome. The record is from RefSeq and is a predicted model, not a curated record. Gene Ontology annotation, molecular function: structural constituent of ribosome. Bases 32 to 370 code for a protein of 112 amino acids. NCBI's taxonomy places the organism in Eukaryota, Fungi, Mucoromycota, Mucoromycetes, Mucorales, Phycomycetaceae. The transcript is spliced from 4 exons. Gene Ontology annotation, biological process: translation.
CCGCUAGCUGUUAUUUGCAGAAAGUUCAGCAAUGGUUCAGAGACUCACCUACAGACGUCGUCUUUCGUACAACACCCGCUCCAACAGAGUCCACGUUGUUAAGACUCCCGGUGCCAACCUCGUUUACCACUACGAGAAGAAGCCCGUCAAGGCUCCCCGUUGCGGUGACUGUGGCGAUGCUCUCGCUGGUAUCAAGGCUCUCCGUGCCCGCCAGUUCGGUAACGUCUCCAAGACCCAGAAGAACGUCAGCCGCGCCUAUGGUGGUUCCCGUUGCGCUCACUGCGUCAGAAGCCGCAUUGUCCGUGCUUUCUUGAUCGAGGAGCAGAAGAUCGUCAAGCGUGUCCUCAAGACCCAGACCCAGAAGAAAUAGAUUAAACUCUUUUUAAUUUAUCAAAAAUAAAAAAGAAGGAUAAGCUUUCUCUCUCUCUCUUUACAU